Messenger RNA from Vicia villosa (hairy vetch), 1417 nucleotides. RefSeq names its product F-box/kelch-repeat protein At3g23880-like. The transcript is spliced from 2 exons. The coding region runs from base 97 to 1278 and encodes 393 amino acids. NCBI's taxonomy places the organism in Eukaryota, Viridiplantae, Streptophyta, Magnoliopsida, Fabales, Fabaceae. Gene Ontology annotation, molecular function: protein binding. The record is from RefSeq and is a predicted model, not a curated record.
AAGACUACAAAAUAAAGGGUUUGAGUUAUGGAGUGAAAUGUGUUUAAUAGAGUGUUGAGUGAACCGAAGAAAUUUCUAGGGUUUUGUGUGCAAUGCAUGUCUCCGAUGACGUCUCUUCCAAUUCUCCCUUCCGAUCUUAUCCAGGAAAUCAUUUCAUGGCUUCCGGUGAAGCCUCUCGUGAGAUUCACAUGCGUUUCCAAACACUGGAAAUCGCUCAUCUUUGACCCAACAUUCGCUAAACUUCAUCUUCAAAGAUCACCCAAACACACACACACCCUACUUCACUUGAUCGAAGUCGAUGUCAUUAAUAAGACAGAAACUUGGGUGGUAGCUCCACAGUCAGUGCAUCGAUUACUCGAAAACCCUUCCUCCACUAUCGUCAACGAAGACAAGUGUCACCGUUAUACAAACGAUGAUUUUUAUCCAAUAGGCUCGGCCAACGGUUUGGUCUGUUUGAUCGGUGAUAAAUCAAUACAUGGUGGAAAUAGGGAAUUGUGUUGUCGGUUCUGGAACCCUUCUUUACGAUUGAGAUCCGAAAACUCACCAGCAUUGUAUAACAUUCAUUCUGAUGUCAUUGUGCACCUUGGAUUUGGCUAUGAUGAUUCAGGAGACAAAUACAAGUUGGUGGCUGUGUUUUGGGAUCAUACAGUGGAGAAAUGGGAGGGGAGAGUUCAUUGCAUGGGCGAUAGUUGCUGGAGAAAGACUCUCGCCUGCCCUGAUUUUCCAACUCUACUACGAACUCUCGGCGGACCAUACGUGAAUGGUAGUGUUAACUGGUUAGCACUUAACAACUUAAACUGUCAUGAGUAUGGAUGGGAAAAUGUUACCAUCGAACAGGUAGUGAUUUUUUCGCUUGAUCUACAGAAGGAAACAUGUAAGCAUAUGUUGCUACCUGACGGUUUAGGUGAAAAGCCCGAAUAUGAACCAGCUCUUGCUGUUUUAAGGGGUUGCAUGUGCCUUUAUUAUGACCACAUGAAGACCCAUUUUGUUUUAUGGGUAAUGAGAGAGUUUGGAGUUCAAGAGUCUUGGACUCGUUUGGUGAAUCUUAGCUAUGUGCAUCUUGAAUGGGAUUUUGUGCCUGAUAUCCCAUUGUUUCCGGUGUGUUUGUCGGAGAAUGGAGAUGUCCUGAUACUGGCCUGCUCAGAAUCCUGUGGUGAAGUUAUUAUGUAUAAUCAAAGAGAUGAUAAAGUUGAACAUAUUCAAGUUCUUGACACCCAAAUUUGGCAGGCCGAUGAUCAUAUGAAGAGCUUGGUUUUGCCUCGUCCUCAUCCACAUUAAUCUCCUAUGUAGCAAACUCAUAGUUUAUGUUAGAUUAUUAAAGUGUUGUAAUGACUAUUGAUUUCUGAAUUAUGUUUUCCUUAUCUAGUUGGACUAUUUUUUUGGAUCGAAGUGUUUGGAUUGGAUGAAGGUAUUUUAA